UUUUACCCGAAAACAUGGCAUCUUAUUACAGAUUCCAAUCUGGGUUUUGUCCUCUCUCGCCGUGUCCCUCUCUUAUUGAUAACUUCGUCGAACGGAUCAAAGACGCUUGUCAUUUCCUCGUCUCCGCUGUUCUUGGCACCAUCGUAUCUGUGAUCUUAACCUUCUUCUUCUCCUAGGUGUUUCCUUUUUUGUCAUGUUCAGUGGGCACAUUGUUAGGGGCACUUACAGGAGCUUUGAUAGGCCAAGAAACAGAGAGCGGGUUCAUCAGAGGAGCAGCCAUUGGUGCCAUUUCCGGAGCUGUUUUCUCCAUAGAGGUCUUUGAAUCAUCCCUCGAUCUUUGGAAAUCUGAUGAGUCUUGUUUCGGGUGCCUUCUCUACUUGAUUGAUGUCAUUGUUAGUCUUUUGAGCGGGAGACUCGUAAGGGAGCGCAUAGGUCCUGCAAUGCUAAGCGCAGUGCAAAGUCAAAUGGGAGCUUUGGAUGCAUCCUAUGACGAUCUCUCGAGCCUAUUCGAGACAGGAGGCCCAAAGGGUCUAACAGGAGACCUUGUUGAGAAGAUCCCAAAGUUGACUAUCACUGGCAACAACAACACAGAUGCAUCAGAGAGCAGAGACUCCUGUUCUGUUUGUCUUCAGGAUUUCCAGCUAGGUGAAACAGUAAGAAGCUUGCCUCAUUGUCAUCACAUGUUCCACUUACCUUGCAUAGACAAAUGGCUCCUUAGGCACGGUUCUUGUCCCAUGUGUAGACGUGACCUCUGAUUCUCUCUUCAUCGUCCAUCUCUCAUAAUGCAAUCAAACCGUGCAGCUCAUGUACGUCUACACACAGCACUUAGCACCUAAUCUGGUGCUCCUCUCAACUUUCAUGUAAAGUACAACACUUUUUUUUAUUUUGCUUUGACCAUUACACACUCCUUAAUAUAGGAUACCGUCAUAAUGUAAUGUUUAGUCAGCAGAUGUAUAUAAGAAACGCAAAAAAAAGAAGAGUUUUCUACUUUCUCUUUGUCAAGGCAUAUGAUAGUGUUCAAUUCAAGCCAGAAACUAGAUGGUAUUAUUUUUC
This is a messenger RNA of Raphanus sativus (radish), 1053 nucleotides long. RefSeq names its product NEP1-interacting protein 2. The record is from RefSeq and is a predicted model, not a curated record. The transcript is spliced from 5 exons. Lineage: Eukaryota; Viridiplantae; Streptophyta; Magnoliopsida; Brassicales; Brassicaceae.